Conger conger (European conger) is the source of this 1781-nucleotide messenger RNA. Its product is annotated as calcium homeostasis modulator protein 1-like. NCBI's taxonomy places the organism in Eukaryota, Metazoa, Chordata, Actinopteri, Anguilliformes, Congridae. Gene Ontology annotation, molecular function: monoatomic cation channel activity. The transcript has 3 exons. The record is from RefSeq and is a predicted model, not a curated record. The coding region runs from base 137 to 1219 and encodes 360 amino acids.
GUUUAUGUCCAGAGUUUUCCCACGCUUAGCUGAGUCUUUACCGAUUAGCUCUGAUCCGCACUCAGGAGGACGCUCAACACAUCGCAGCGAAGGGAACAUUUUCUUUUAUUAACAGAAAACGCUUAAAAUUUCCAAAAUGGAUAAAUUCCGAAUGAUGUUCCAGUUUUUGCAAUCCAAUCAAGAGUCUUUCAUGAACGGAAUUUGUGGGAUUAUGGCGCUAGGCAGUGCGCAAUUAUACGCCAGUUUUGAGUUUAACUGUCCCUGUUUACCGGAGUAUAAUUUCGCAUACGGCAUUGGGAUUUUAAUAAUUCCACCAAUUUGGUUCUUCUUACUUGGAUUUGUGUUGAAUAAUAACGUUUCAAUGCUGGCUGAGGAAUGGAAGAGACCGACGGGAAAGCGGAGGAAAGACCCGACUGUGCUAAAAUACAUGUUUUGCUCCAUUGCGCAACGUUCUUUCAUUGCACCAGCUGUCUGGAUCUCAGUUACGCUAAUGGAUGGAAAGAGCGUCCUCUGUGCGUUUAGCGUCGACCUGGACUUUAAUCAAUUCGGAAACGGAAGCCAUCACAACCUUUCGGACGCCGAGCUGGUCAGAUUAUUGGCUACAAUUCCCUGCAAAGAUAUAUUUGACGGCCAACAGUUUAUAUCAAGAGAAGCGGCUACCAGAUAUCUACGUUGUAUAUCCCAGGCUUUUGGCUGGCUCUUUCUCCUGUUAAUGACCACGCUGGCCUUCAUGGUGAGGGCGAUCCGACCUUGUUUCACCCAAGCGGCUUUCCUGAAGACCAAGUACUGGUCUCACUACAUCGACAUCGAGCGCAAGAUGUUUGACGAGACCUGCACAGAGCACGCUAAAAGCUUCGCCAAAAUCUGCAUCCAGCAGUACUUCGAGAGCAUCAGCGGAGAGAUGCACAGUUUCCACAGCCAACGGUCUGGCAAGAAGAGGGACGACAGCAAGAAGAAGGAGAACGGCCACAAUGAGGAGGGGGAGGGAGGAGAGGAAGAGAAGCUCCUGGGGAUCCGGGCCCAAGAAGACAUGAACAAAGUGCUGUGGAACUGGCACACCUGCAAACCCUCCCUCAACCUGAAGAAUGAGCAGCUGCCCAACGGAGAUGAACAACUGCCCAACGGAGAUGCAGGGGAGAAAAUGAAUGGCUUACCCAAUGGCUACCACAGACAGGUCACUCCAAAAAAAGAAUGUGUGGCCUACUACAGUAAGGUCUGAAACUUUCAGGUUUAAAGGAUGUAGUCAGCUUCGAGAAAAGUGCCUUUGUCUCUGUCAAUUAGGCAGACAGGGCUUUAUUUUUGUCAUUUUUAAUGAUGUCUAUAUUAUGUUCCAUUAGAAAAACUUUUGUAAAUUGGCAUCAAAGACUAAACGGAUCACUUGUGAUGAUGUCGAUUAGCUGUUUUAACAUGAGGUUAAUACCUCAUGGAAAUAUUGAGCUAUGUAGUCUUUGAGUCUGAAAUCAAUGUCAAUGUCUUUGGUGGCAUUUAUAAGAGACCACUUUACCUCAUAUUGUGUUGUGUUACCCUAUCUUUGUAAAUCAUCAAUGUUUAUCUACAAUGCUAAUGAGGCUGCUUGCAUGCCAUGCAAUUUAAUAGGUAUCAUGCUGUGUGAUAGGACAAUAUUGCAAGUCAAGAGGACUGUGGUUGGAUUGCCAGGCUGUCGUAGUAUCUUCUAUCUAACCUAACUGUUCAAAAAUGCUAAAUUAUUAAAAUCUGUGCACAGUUUGCUUGAAUCUGUUCCAUUUGAAUCCUGGAAAGGUGAUGUACUGUGGGAAUGCAAA